Xyrichtys novacula (pearly razorfish) is the source of this 3644-nucleotide messenger RNA. The record is from the annotation of a GenBank genome assembly. Lineage: Eukaryota; Metazoa; Chordata; Actinopteri; Labriformes; Labridae.
AUGACUCCGAGCUCGCCGCCGGUAGGCUACUCACGCCUCUCUCAGCCGCAGACUCCUGUAGAGCUCCGUGAGGAUGACUUCCAGGCUGUGGACCUCGGUGACCCGCUUUGUGAUCAUUUUAAUGUGUAAAACCGCGCUGGCAUGUAAGUAGACCUUCUCCUUUAGAUACUCAGAAACAUCGGUUCACCGCUCCGGGGGUUGUUGUGGGUUUGUAUCCGCGCUCACAGCGUCUUUUACGGGCUUGGUUGUGGUCUGACAACACGCUGCCGGAGGUGUGCCAGCGGUGUGUGGGUUUUGUUGUAGCCUUUUAAAGGGUGAAAGAAAUGAUCAUCAGAGAGGAGGACUGUUGUGAAGCCUGAGUGUUGUAAAAAUACCAUCACACUGUCUGACACUGUAUAAGUAAAAGGAUGUUAGGAAGGUCUGAAGUUUGUUUGUUUGUUGGAGCUUUUCCUGCUCCAGGCAGGAAUUAGUCACACUCACUUUCCCUCCCAUCGGUUUUCCUCUCUGUCCGUGGAGGCUUGAGGUAACGUGAGCUCUUUAGGGAUUUAUUUGUAUUUAUUUUGUGAGAUUUCAGGCACUAUAAAGAGCACAACAGCAGAUCAGUCCCAUUGUCUGCUCUGCAUACUUUUUUACCUAGUUGCUAUGUUUCCAGAUUUUCUUGUGUUUUUUAUUUAUUGUAUAUUAUCACCUUUCAAUUCAGUUUUUUGUUAGUUUGUUUGUUUGAUUCAUGACUUGAGCUGCUGACCUCUUGGCCAGGUCACCCCUGUGAAAGAGAUCUUGAUCUGUGUUUUAAUCAGGUUAAAUAAGAUAAAGUGUGAAAGUUGUGGUUAGGUUUACAUGUUAGUUCAGUUUUCUAAAUCUGGGAUACAUAACCUGAUCCUAGUGGUAGUAUUUGAAAAAAGAGUACAUCAAACACCUUAAUUUCUUUCCUCUUUUUUUUCCCUCAGUGGUUUUCUCAGUCGGUGUCGGUGUCUCUCUACCUUUGGGAUCGGAUGAAAUCAAGAAUCUGACAGUGAGUACUGGAGACACGGUCACUCUGCCGGCUGGAUCUGCUGAGCUACAGGGGGAUUACUCGGUGCUGUGGUCCCUGAAGAAUGGCAACGAGGAAGUGAAGCUUGUCACCUGCGAUGCCGGAGAGCCCCCCAAGUACUUCAAAGAAAACCUCGACCUAGACACGACGUAUGGCUCUCUGACUUUCGGGCCGCUCAGAGUUGAGGACAGUGGUGUUUGUGAGGGAGAAAUCACAGAUGGAGACAGCAACGUGCACAGAUACAAGUAUAAAAUCACUGUGUCUGGUGAGUGUUCAAACGUGCUAUAAAAAUAUAUGUGUGUGUACGUUUUUAAUUGUCAAAAUUACAGGUCACAAACUAGAGGUCAUAAACUAAAGGCUUUAAAGUCACUGAUAAAAAAGGCAAUAAAAUGCAGCUGUGAAAUCAGCUCCACUUCUGUAUACCAUAACAAGAGAGUUACUGUAGACACACCCAAUGUAAUCUCAGUUACUGAACGAACUAUAACUUUAAUCAUUUUAAUGAAAUGCUGUUUAUAACUCUGUGCCUUUCUUCAGGUUCAGUUUUGAAUUUUAACUUUAAAGGUUUUAUUUUGGCACUGUGGGUCUGCUCCCUGAUCCCAUCUGUAUUACUGAUUAUGUCAGCUUCUAUCUCUGACUUAUAUGCAGGAUUUAGUAGUUUGUUUUUUGGUUGUAGAAAAUUAUGAAAAGUUCUGAGCUUUAGUACUUCCCACUUUUCAUCGGCGUGUUUGUCAUUCUCUACUAAAAGUUACUCGGUCUGUAUGAGAAAGCAGUUUCCCAAAAAGUAAACAGAAGCGCCAUAGAGGUAAACAGUCAGUGAUUAGAGACGAGUGAGUGUACAAAAGGCGUGUGGUUUAGAGUUGUAAGAGUUGUAGAUCUCUAAUUAGUGUGAAAGUGAGUUGUCUCAGGCUGAGAGCUGUGAUUCAUCUUACAUUUGAACACCUUUGAUUCCCGUGCUGAGCAGUGCGCAGAGACCUGAAGACCCAGUUCAAGUAGUCUGUCGGUUAUUACUGCCUGUAAUGGUUCUGUUUAAAGACGGUAAUCUUUUUUUAAAGGGGUUCAAAUGUUUGAGUAAAUGAUUGGUCUGAACUGUAUCCUACUCCUAUUUUAGUCCUACUUUCCAGCAUUUAUUUUGAAACUCCAGUCUUAAUGAGUGUGUUGUAUCUGUCUCCUUCAAAAUAAAACUCUGAAUUAUUAAAAACUCAGGAAGUAAAUCCAUCUAUACAAGAGAUAUGAUUAAUUGGUUGUUAUUAUCAGAGAAGUGUACCUGUCUUAUGAGCUCAUUAAAAGGAAAAAAAAUAAUCAGAGUAUUUCAGUGUUAAAAACGAAGGAUUACACAGAGCUGAUGACCCAGAAGUGACCGUACUGAUGAAGAACAAACUGCAGUAAUGAAAACUUUAGAAACUAUUCCAGUGGUAGAAAAUUGCACAACAAAAACAUGAGGUUUAUCUUGAAUAAACUGCCUUUUUUGGAAUAGUCUUGGUCUUUUUUAUUUUGUUUGUAUCACGACUGACUCAUCCUCAGUUCUUCCUCUUUGUUUUUCUCAGUCAGGGUCUCUCCACCUGUCGGUGGGACAGAAAUCAAGACCCUCCCAGCCAUUGCUGGAGAAGAUCUCACUUUUCUGACUGGAUCCACUAAGCUAUCCGGUGAUUUCUCUGUGAUGUGGUGGUUGUUGAACAACAGCAGUGAGAAAGAGACCCUCAUUACCUGUUAUGGUGGAAAGACCCAAAAGUACUCCCACAAAAACCUCAGUCUGGAUCAGACAACCGGCGCUUUGACCAUCAAGUCAGUUGGGAUUCAAGACCAGGGAGUUUAUGGAGCUCACAUCAUUAAUGGAGACAACACCGGGGAGGAUUACACGUACAACGUCACUGUCACUGGUGAGUGUUCAAAUCUGCCAGAAAUGAAGAUGUUGACGUACAGCGCUGAGGACAAGUUGUGUCUGUGAUGCAGAAUAAGUAUGGACCUCCAUUUGUCGAAAAAUGUCCAUCAAGACAAACUCUGCAGAGCCCACAAGCACAAAAACCUUUUCUUUGCCACUGUAGAAACACGACAGGACAAGCCUCAUACAACCACAUAGUGAUAUGGAUCGUAUGUAAGAUGCUGAUUUGAUGCCGAUUUGUAAAAAUGUCAAUAAUCAGGCUGAUCACAGUUUUUGUGUUUAUUUCACAGAGCGUCGACCAAUCGCUGGACCUUCACCAAAACCCCCCCAAAUGCAGAGAUCUCACCUGGGAGCCAUCAUCCCUUCUAUCGGCUUUGUUGUUGUCAUUUCAGUGCUGGUCUUUCGGGCAUGUUGUCAUCAGAAGUGUCAGGUUGGUAAUAAGACUUCUGGGCCAUUCUAGCUGGCAGUGUUCAGUCUACAGACUGUGUAUGACCUCAAGUUAAAGUUGAACUAAACUAUUUUAUUUCAUUUUCCCACUUCUCAUAUUUUAUGAUGGACUAUAAAUGUAAAAAUCUCAAACCGUUUAUUUACCUCUUACUUUUUGUGUUGUUGGUUGCCAGAAAGAAAAGCGUCGUCACCCUGGGAACCAACUGGAGGAAGAGAAUCUGGAUGACAGUGAGGAAAGCGGGGGUCAUGCCGGGUCCCGGGGGUCAAUCAGCACAGGUGUCACCGUAA